AUGACGGUCAAGACGCGUUCGACGCUUCCGAGAAAAUCGGACAAAUCGGAGAAGGAAGAGAGCCAAUAUCUCGCCAUUUCGCCCGAUGAGAUUCAGAAGCUUCAAGAGGAGAGCAAGAAGAUCCCCUACAAAAUGGAGAUUGUUUGGCGCAACGUCGCCCUGUUCACCGCCCUUCAUUUCGGCGCCGCCAUCGGCCUCUACCAGUUCAUUUUCGUCGCCAAAUGGCCUACAGUAAUCUUCGCAUUCCUUCUCUAUGUGUUCGGAGGAUUCGGAAUCACCGCCGGCGCUCAUCGCCUCUGGUCCCAUAAAUCCUAUAAGGCGAAACUUCCCAUGAGAAUCUUCCUCAUGCUUCUCAACAACAUCGCCCUUCAGAAUGACAUUAUCGAGUGGUCGCGCGAUCAUCGAUGCCAUCAUAAAUGGACCGACACCGAUGCGGAUCCGCACAACACCACUCGCGGGUUCUUCUUUGCCCAUAUGGGAUGGUUGUUGGUGCGCAAGCACCCGCAGGUCAAAGAGCAGGGAGCAAAGUUGGACCUGUCCGAUUUGACCUCUGAUCCGGUUUUGAUGUUCCAAAGAAGACACUACUUCCCACUGGUGAUUCUCUCGUGCUUCGUCCUACCAACGGUGGUCCCGGUGUACUUCUGGGGCGAGAGCGCGCUUGUCGCCUUCUACGUCGCUGCUGUCUUCCGCUACACGUUCACACUUCACGUGACUUGGUGCAUCAACAGCGCCGCUCACUACUUCGGAUGGAAGCCGUAUGAUCACACGAUCACGCCCGUCGAGAACGUCUUCACCACGAUCGCCGCCGUCGGCGAAGGCGGCCACAAUUUCCAUCACACGUUCCCGCAAGACUAUCGCACCUCCGAGUAUUCGAUGAAGUUCAAUUGGACGCGAGUGCUUAUCGACACCGCCGCCGCUCUUGGACUUGUCUAUGAUCGGCGAACCGCCAAAGAAGAGAUCAUCGAUCGGCAAGUGUCCGCCAAAGGAAACGCCAAAGAGCGUCUAAGCGCGAGAAUGUAA
Caenorhabditis bovis is the source of this 1020-nucleotide messenger RNA. NCBI's taxonomy places the organism in Eukaryota, Metazoa, Nematoda, Chromadorea, Rhabditida, Rhabditidae. The record is from the annotation of a GenBank genome assembly.